CGGCGCCGCCCCGAUUUCUCCUCCCCGCCGCACUCCUCGUCUCCCCCAAAUCCGUGCCCCCUCAGUUCCGACGCCGCGCAUCUCCACCGCCGCAAUCCGCCUCCUCCAUAGCCGCUCCCCGUCCCCCCCUCCGUUCACCUUCCCUUUUCCACCCAAUCCCAGCAGCCCCCGAGCGCAGCUGCCAAACCCCCUUGCCGCCGCCGUUUCUCGCCGAACCUCGUCUUCCUCACUGCGCGUUACUGGUUUUGUCGGGUUCCUGUAUUAGGUUUGGAUUUGUAGACAUGGCGGAAGUGGAGGAUAAGCUCAAGGACUACGAGAUCAAGAAGGAGGGCGAGGCUGAGAUCCUCAUGCUCAAGAGUAACGCCGUCUUCUUCAAUCCUGUGCAGGUACACAACAGAGAUAUGUCCAUUGCUGUUUUAAGGACAUUUGUUUCCAAGCGUAAGGAAGAGCAUGAAGCACUGCUGAAUAAAAAGAAUAAGUCGCAUAAGAAAGGCAACCAGAUCGAAACAUCUGUUGUAAAUGGAGAUGCUGCGUUAACUGGCCAGCAUGACAAAAUGGACGUUGUUAAUGAAAAGGAGACAAAUCAGGCUACAAAUGAAAUAGAAGAUCCUUCAAAAGAAGCAACGAAGACACCUUCCUGGAAAGUAACCAGAGAGCUUAAGCCACCAGUUGUUCUUGAGGCUUUAGCUGCUUCUGGGUUGAGGUCUCUUCGAUAUGCUCGUGAAGUUGAUGGAUUAGAAAAGGUAGUUGCUCUAGACAAUGAUAAAGCCUCUGUUGAAGCUUGCAAGAGGAAUAUAAAGUUCAACGGGUCUGCUGCUAUUAAUAAGGUGGAAGCACACUUGGCUGAUGCUCGAGUUUACAUGCUCACACAUCCAAAAGAAUUUGAUGUGGUUGAUCUUGACCCUUACGGGUCACCAUCUGUAUUCCUCGACUCAGCUGUACAGGCCGUUGCUGAUGGUGGGCUGUUGAUGUGCACAGCCACUGAUUUGGCAGUUCUGUGUGGAACUAAUGGAGAAGUUUGCUACUCCAAGUAUGGUUCCUACCCAGUUAAAGGCAAGUAUUGCCACGAAAUGGCUUUGAGAAUCCUCCUUGCGAGUAUUGAGAGCCAUGCAAAUCGGUACAAGAGGUAUAUUGUGCCUGUUCUCUCUGUAUUUAUGGACUUUUAUGUCCGUGUAUUUGUUCGAGUAUUCACUUCUGCGAGUGAAAUAAAGAAUACCCCCCUUAAACUUUCUUAUGUAUAUCAAUGUGCUGGUUGUGAUUCUUUCCAUCUUCAGUCCCUCGGGAGGACUGUUACAAAGAAUAACAGCGUGAAGUAUGCACCUGGUAUUGGACCAGUUGUUCCUCAAGAGUGCAGUGACUGUGGAAAGAAAUUUAAUGUGGGUGGACCAAUAUGGUCCGCCCCUAUUCAUGAUCAAGAUUGGGUACUUUCCACGCUGACGGACGUUAGGCCAAUGAAGGACAGAUAUCCUGCAUACAACAAAAUUACUUCAGUUCUAACUACUGUAUCAGAGGAAUUGCAUGACUUUCCAUUGUUUUUUAGUCUCCACAGCAUAUCUGGUACUGUCAAGUGCACAUCUCCAUCUGCAGUCAUGUUCCGGUCAGCAGUUAUAAAUGCAGGAUAUCAGAUCUCAAGCAGUCACAUUAAUCCGCUUGGACUGAAGUCUGAUGCCCCUUGGGAAGUUAUUUGGGACAUCAUGCGCUGCUGGGUGAAAAAUCAUCCUAUCAAGGAACAACCGCAUGACACUCCAGGCACGGCAAUCCUUUCAAAAUCGUCACAGAUAGAGGCAAAUUUCUCUAGAGCAGUUGCUGCCCUCAGCAAGGCUCAGACGAAAAAGGUGAAGCGGUUCCUUCCAAACCCAGAAAGCCACUGGGGCCCGAAGGUCAGGGCAGGUCGGACAAUUACUAGCAAGCAUAUCUCUCUGUUAGGCGCAGAGGCUAUCAAUGGGGCUAUCGGUCACCAAGAGGCAAAUGGAGAGGUGACCACCGAUAAGCCAGCUUCAGAUACUGGAGGGACUGUUGUUACAGAUGAAGUGAAUGAACCUUCAACCAAACGCCAAAAAACCAGCGAUGGUGAACAGCCUACCGAACCUUGAUUGACAUGGUCAUCUUAACAUUUGUUCUUUUCGUCCUGAUAUCGCUCUGGUUGUUUGUUGCUUGUGAGCUGGCAGACUUGAUAUCAACCGCGGUGACAUAUUUUUGGCACAUGAAUUUUGAUACGGACUAUUUCACUAGAGAUUUUAAUAUAUUUUCCUUUAUGUGUAUGAUGUGCCAAUUGUUGGUUAUUAAGUAGGUGUGACGAAUACAGCUAUACAAAAGAAAGGCUAUGGCCUC
Messenger RNA from Lolium rigidum, 2331 nucleotides. RefSeq names its product probable tRNA (guanine(26)-N(2))-dimethyltransferase 1. Bases 282 to 2093 code for a protein of 603 amino acids. Gene Ontology annotation, cellular component: nucleus. Lineage: Eukaryota; Viridiplantae; Streptophyta; Magnoliopsida; Poales; Poaceae. Gene Ontology annotation, biological process: tRNA N2-guanine methylation. Gene Ontology annotation, molecular function: RNA binding. The transcript has 12 exons. The record is from RefSeq and is a predicted model, not a curated record.